Messenger RNA from Moesziomyces antarcticus, 3939 nucleotides. Its product is annotated as actin-like ATPase domain-containing protein. Gene Ontology annotation, molecular function: ATP-dependent protein folding chaperone; GTP binding; ATP binding. Gene Ontology annotation, cellular component: endoplasmic reticulum chaperone complex. The record is from RefSeq and is a predicted model, not a curated record. Gene Ontology annotation, biological process: endoplasmic reticulum unfolded protein response; cellular response to hypoxia; negative regulation of hypoxia-induced intrinsic apoptotic signaling pathway. Bases 1 to 3939 code for a protein of 1312 amino acids. The transcript has 7 exons. NCBI's taxonomy places the organism in Eukaryota, Fungi, Basidiomycota, Ustilaginomycetes, Ustilaginales, Ustilaginaceae.
AUGUACUCUAGCUUCCUGCAAGCUGAAGAAGCGGCGGUAUGCAUGCUGACCGUGCGGUGCGACGGCUGUGGAGCCGUGUCAAGAGCCCAGGCCAAAGUUCGCGGUCAGCAAGGGGGGGAUGGGCUGAGGCGAGACUGCAUCGACCCAACAGCUGCAUCUCGUCGACGACUCGAAAACGUGCAUCUGCGCAGUGAGCUGCCAUCGCCUCAUCAGCAACCUCGCUCUCGACCUAUACAACCACACAGCCGCAAAGCUUGCAUAGCCAUGUCUGCUCAGCCUGCCUCUUCGGCCCCCGCGGCCGCUGGCGACGCUGGUGCCGCCGCCGCUGCCGCACCGCAGAAGCCAUUCCAGACGAAGCUCGUCCUUCUCGGCGAAGCCGCCGUCGGCAAGUCGUCCGUCGUGCUCCGAUUCGUUCAGAAUGACUUCCAGGAGAACAAGGAGCCCACCAUCGGCGCCGCCUUCCUUACUCAAAAAUGCCGUCUCGAGGACCGCCUGAUCAAGUUUGAGAUCUGGGACACCGCGGGACAGGAGCGCUUCCACUCGCUCGCACCCAUGUACUACCGCAACGCACAGGCCAGCGCCGUCAUCUACGACGUGACCAAGGCGAGCUCGUUCGAAAAGGCAAAGUCGUGGGUCAAGGAGCUCCAGCGCCAGGCGAAUCCCAACAUUGUCAUCGCGCUCGUCGGCAACAAGAUCGACCUGCUCAACGAGUCGUCCAGCAGCGCAAGUGCCAGCGCCGACGACAAAGACGACGACGACGACACCGCCACUGCCACCCCGGAUGCUGGCGACUCGCUUCGUGCCGUGCCCAAGGACGAGGCCGAGGCGUAUGCCAAGGAGUCCGGCCUGCUCUUCUUCGAGACCUCGGCCAAGACCGGCGAGGGCGUCGUCGAGGUCUUCACCGAGAUCGCAAAGAAGAUCCCCAUCGACCUUCACCUCGCACGCAACGCCGCUGCGGCUGCCGCCGGCGGCAACGGCGCGCGCCAGGCAAGCGGCAACCAGGCCGGCGGCCCCUACACUGCUGGUCGCGAGAGCAACACCUGGCGCACUGUUCCAGUCCGCACGCUCGACCCCAGCCCAUCCUUUCCGGCUACUACUACCACCACCAACCCUCGCCUCACUCCCAACAGGCCGUCACAUCGCGUCUCGUCAGAGUUCGGAGCUCUGCAACGCAUAGCCGGCAAGAUGCGAGUAUCGUCGAAUCGCGGUCUCUUCCCGCGCGCGCUGAGCAUGCUCGGCGUAGUUGCGCUGCUGGCGCUCGCGCUGCUCUCGACCCCUGCACGCGCCAUGGGCGUCGUCGCCUUCGACUACGGUACCGAAUGGAUGAAGGUCUCGCUGGUCAAGCCCGGUCUGCCGUUCGACGUGGUGCUGGACCGCGACUCGAAGCGCAAGAUCCAGUCCGCCGUCUCGUUCAAGAAGUGGGGCCUGGAAGAGGAGAUCCUCUUCGGCACCAAUGCGUACAACCACGCUACGCGAGAACCCAAGCAGUCCUUCUACGGCCUCAAGACCCUCCUCGGCCGCACAACCGCAGACGACGACAAGCCUUACCUCGACCUGUACGCCUCGAUCUUUGGCAACGACGUCGUCAGCUCCGACCGCGGAACAUGCUCGCUCAAGAGGCCGUUCGAGGCUGAUCCCAAGCUCUCGAAUCUUCCCGUGCUCUCCGUCGAGGAGCUCGUGGGCAUGCAGCUCGAAUACGCCAAGAAGCUCGCCGAGGAGACGGCGGGCGAGCGCGUCAACCCAUCGCUGCCCGCCGGCUUCAACAUCGGCUCGUUUGGCGGUCUGGAUGCCGUCGUCACCGUGCCCGCCUUCUUCAACGCACAGGAGCGCCAGGCCAUCGUAGAUGCUGCCGUGCUCGCUGGCUUCCGCCCGCGUCUCGUCUCGGACGGCGCAGCGGCGGCGGUCAACUAUGCACAGACGCGUACCUUUGCGCAGCCCGAGAAGCACCUCUUCUUUGACGUCGGCUCCGGCUCGGUGCGCGCCACCGUGGUCGAGUUCAGCACCAAGCCCGUCGUCAUCGACUCCAUCCUCUCCGCCGGCAAGAAGGAGGCGACGAUCGUCGACGUCAAGGGCGUCGGGUGGGAGCGCAACGUCGGCGGUCUCCAGCUCGACCUCAUCCUGCGCGACAAGCUCGUCGCCGACUUUGACGCCAAGCACGCCGCGCAGAUCGGCGGCUCGAUCAAGACCAACCUGCGCGCCAUGGCGCGCCUGCUCAAGGAAGCCAACCGCGUCAAGCACAUCCUCAGCGCCAACGACGCCGCCUCCAGCAGCGUCGAGAGCUUGGUCGACGAGAUCGACUUCCGCACCAUGAUCCAGCGCCAGGACUUUGAGGACGCCGUCGCCAAGGCGGGUCUCUUGCCCAAGUUCACCACGCCCAUCCAGCAGGCACUUGCGGCCGCGGGCAUCAAGCUCGACGAGCUCAACUCGAUCGUGCUUGUCGGCGGCAGCACGCGUGUGCCGCUGGUGCAGAACGCCCUGCGCGAGGCAGGCAUCCCCGACUCGAAGCUCGCGCAGAACGUCAACGCCGACGAGGCGGCCGUUAUGGGCGCCGCCUUCUACGGUGCCAGCUUCAACCCGCAGUUCCGCAUGAAGGAGAUCCGCGCCUACGACCUCGUGCCGUACGCGGUCAACCUCAAGGACGCCGACGGACACGAGGAGGUCAUCUUCCCCGCGGCGUCGUACGAGACCGAGCACGUGGUGCGUCAGUACUCCAACGUCAAGGACGACUUUGUCUUUGAGCUCGAGUACGACGCUUCGGCGCAGAAGGCGCUGGGUGCCGGCACCGACCGCGCCAUCUCCAUGGUCGAAAUCAGCGGCAUCGAGGAGAGCCUCAAGGAGCUCAAGGCGAGCGGGCAGCUGGACCAGGUGGACACGCAGCUCAACCUCACCGUCGUCAGCCGUCCGCUGGGCACGUACUCGGUGGAAAACGUCGUGAUGGUCGUCAAGCCCAAGGCUGGCGGCAUCGCCGGUGCGCUCAAGUCGUUCUUCGGCGUGGCGACGCCCAAGAAGGCGAGCAACGCCACCAGCACCAACUCUACCGCCACCAACGGCACCUCGAGCGACGAGGCCGGUAAGGAAGAGGGUGCAGACGACGACGACGAGACGCUGUCGUCGGUGCCGGCCAAGGACAAGAUCGUCAAGCUGACGGCGCGCACAAUCCCGCAGAACGAUGCGGUGCGCCCCAUGUCCGGCGAGGAGAUCAAGCGCAGCAAGGACAAGCUGUGGACGAUGGGACAGGCCGCGACGCGCAAGGCGCAGCGCGAAGAGGCGCGCAACGCGAUCGAGUCGUACCUCUACCGUGUGCGCGAUCUGGUCGAGGACUCCACCUUUGCCGCGGUCGCCAAGGAUGCCGAGCGCAAGGCGAUCGCCUCCAAGACCGACGAGCUGUCUGCAUGGCUUUCGGACGCGGGCGAGACGGCGGACACGGCGACGCUCAAGCUCAAGCGCGCCUCGCUCGAGUCGCUCAUCAAGCCGCUCGAGACGCGCGUGGAGCAGGGCAAGCUGCGCACUGCGGCGUUUGCUGCGUUUGAGACGUCGCUCUCCGAGGCGCGCGCCUUUGUCGCCGAAGCGCGCGCGAACCUGACUGCGGCACUCGAGAGGAACGAGGCGAGCAAGUACAGCGUCGCGGAGCUCGACACGCUCAGCGCCACGCUCGACAAGGACGCCGAGUGGUUCGCCAAGGGCAAGGCGCUGCAGGACAAGAAGGGCGCCAACGACGACCCGGCGCUGCUGAGCACGGAUGUAGAUGCAAGGAGGAAAAAGUUCUCGGAGACCAUCGCAAAGAUCAAGAAGAGGCGCAUCGCAAAGACGCGCCCGCAGAAGAAGAAGCCCGCCGCCGCCGCCGAGUCCGACAAGAAGGACGCCAAGGAUGCCAAGGACGCCAAAUCCGAAGCGGGCGACAAGAAGGACGAGCAGCCUCCGCGACACGAGGAGCUCUGA